AUGGUUAUUGAGAUGGUCAAAGGAGAGCCUCCAUACCUCCAGGAAGAUCCCUCAAGGCUUCGUAGUGGCUGUACCCACCUUCGGCCUCCUGCUGACGCUCAUCAUGCCGCUGUUCAUGCAGAUUAUGGCAGUGAGCACAGCCAGGUGCCCUAUGAAGGCCAGCUGAACACCAAGGGACCAGAAACAUCAGUUGCAGUGAGAGAGGAGGAUGAUGGGGAUGAAGAGGCUGCACUUCUUGUCAUUGGCCCAGGACCACCUCAUACAGAAUCAAUUACCACAGGGUGUGUAAAUGACCCCAUUCCUGCACCUGUUGGUGAUUCACAUGUUGACAGUGGUACCAAGUCUUCAGAAGAGCUGAAAAAGAAGACAAAUUUGACAGAUGAAGAGAUCAUGCAGAAACUAAGAACUAUUGUGACCAUAGGUGACCCUAUGAGAAAAUAUACAGGAUUUGAAAGAAUUGGAGAAGGGCUAUCUGGUACAGUAUUUACUGCUGUGGAUGUGUCCUUGGGAAAGAAGGUUGCCAUAAAGUGGAUACAAUUGAAUAAGGAGCCACGAAAGGAUCUGGUCCUUAAUGAAUUAUUCAUAAUGAAGAACCUGAGACAUCGAAAUACAGUACAAUACAUAGACAGUUACCUGUUAGGAGAUGAUUUGCUUGUAGUCAUGGAGUACCUUUCUGGUGGGCCACUUACUGAUGUCGUCACAGAAACUUGUAUGGAUGAAGCACAGAUUGCUGCUGUGUGCAGAGAGUGCUUACAGGCAUUGGAGUUUUUACAUGCUAAUCAAGUGAUUCACAGAGACAUCAAAAGUGACAAUGUCCUUUUGGGAAUGGAUGGAUCAGUGAAACUUACCGACUUUGGUUUCUGUGCUCACAUCACCCCUGAGCAGAAUAAACGCACUUCUGUGCUUGGAACACCUUGCUGGAUGGCACCAGAAGUGGUUAGAGGGAAAAGUUAUGGCCCUAAAGUGGAUAUCUGGUCUCUGGGUAUCAUGGCUAUUGAGAUGGUCGAAGGAGAGCCUCCAUACCUCCGGGAAGGCCCCUCAAGGACUUUCGAACUUAUAAGAGAAAACGGAAUGCCAGAACUCCCAAAUGUAGAGAAAAUUUCCACAGUAUUUCAUCAUUUCUUAACAUCAUGCUUACAAGAGGAUGUGGAGAAAAGAGGAUCAGCCACAGAAUUAUUACAGCACCCCUUCCUGAAAAUGGCUAAGCCGUUAUCUUCAUUGACACCACUGAUCCUGGCAGCUAAGGCACAAAAGAGGAGUCGUCAUUAA
Messenger RNA from Sciurus carolinensis (gray squirrel), 1269 nucleotides. RefSeq names its product serine/threonine-protein kinase PAK 2-like. The record is from RefSeq and is a predicted model, not a curated record. Gene Ontology annotation, cellular component: cytoplasm. The transcript is spliced from 12 exons. Gene Ontology annotation, biological process: intracellular signal transduction; regulation of axonogenesis; regulation of MAPK cascade. NCBI's taxonomy places the organism in Eukaryota, Metazoa, Chordata, Mammalia, Rodentia, Sciuridae. Bases 1 to 1269 code for a protein of 422 amino acids. Gene Ontology annotation, molecular function: protein serine/threonine kinase activity; ATP binding.